Molecule: messenger RNA, 320 nt
Organism: Danio rerio (zebrafish)
Lineage: Eukaryota; Metazoa; Chordata; Actinopteri; Cypriniformes; Danionidae
Source: RefSeq, a predicted model, not a curated record
AUGGGCUUUCGUGACCGCAUUAGGAUGAAUAAUUCUCGCUCCUCUCAGGCCAUCCGGAGCAAGGCUUCUCCUUUACCUCCAGGUAACGUGCGGUGUUCACCCAGCACUGAGAACGUCCCAGAAGCCACCAGCCCUGGGAAAGUGCAGAAAAGCUGGAGCUUCAAUGACCGGACACGUUUUCGCACAUCUCUGCGCCUCAAACCACGACCCGCUGCAGACAUGGAGGGAGUCGGAGAAGAGCACACUGAGGACAAAUCUUACUGUGACGUGGCCAUGGAGGAUGUGAUUCCCGCAGUGAAGACCCUGAUUCGAGCGGUUCG